Molecule: messenger RNA, 663 nt
Organism: Eimeria tenella
Lineage: Eukaryota; Apicomplexa; Conoidasida; Eucoccidiorida; Eimeriidae
Exons: 1
Source: RefSeq, a predicted model, not a curated record
AUGUGGCUCCGGGUUAUCCCCGAGAGCAGUAGUAGUAGUGACCACGGUUGCAGUUGCUGCGCCGCAGCUGGGUGCAAGGGGGGGACCCCUGGAAGGGAUUUGAUUGCGAAUGCGCAGCGUCGACAGCAAGAGCAGCAACAAGAGGAGGUAUCUGAUUCCUCUGGUGGAAUAGAGACGGAAGAUAGUGCUAACACGGCAGCAGUAGCAAAAGGCAGGGGUACCUCAAGGCGAAUGUCGACGACGGAGGCAACAAUUGCAGCAACAGCAGCUAAGCCACUCCGGUGCAAACGGCCCUUACGAGCAGCAGCGGCAGGAGAACGAGGCUCUGCGGGGUUGCAGAGCAGUCCGACGCCGUCAGGGAGACGCAGCAGCAAGAGACUGGCAGCGGCGAAGGGAGGUGCAGGUGCGGCUGGCGUUGCUGCCCGUGUCGUCCUUCCCAUUGCGCGGCCGCAGCCUCGCAGGUCCAACAGCAGCAGCAGGAGCGGAAGCAGUAGCAGCAGAAACGGCAGCAGCAGUAGCAUUACUGCUCUGCGAAGGGACAGCGACCGCAUAAAGUCAGACACGGCAGCACCGCCAGAAGCAGACAGACCUGGCAAUGCAGUUGCCGUUGGUGCUGCAGAGUGGCCUCCAGCCGAAAGUCUUCAGCUUGGAUCACUAACGAUU